UUGGAGCCGUUAGAGCCGUAACUGUAGAGCUGUAGCGCUAGAGAGCUGUACACCCGCCAUGCCGGAACUGACUUCCAAGGGCACAACCAUUUCCAAGAAAGGCUUCAAGAAAGCUGUAACCAAAACCCAGAAGAAGGAAGGCAAGAAGCGCAAGCGAUGCCGCAAGGAGAGCUAUUCCAUUUACAUCUACAAGGUGCUGAAGCAGGUGCACCCCGACACCGGCAUCUCGUCCAAGGCCAUGAGCAUCAUGAACUCCUUCGUCACUGAUAUCUUCGAGCGCAUCGCGGGCGAGGCGUCGCGCCUGGCGCAUUACAACAAGCGCUCGACCAUCACGUCCCGGGAGAUCCAGACGGCCGUGCGCCUGCUGCUGCCCGGGGAGCUGGCCAAGCACGCCGUGUCCGAGGGCACCAAGGCCGUCACCAAGUACACCAGCUCCAAGUAGACUCGCCAAAUGAACAACUUCAGCAGUCUCCUCCCUGACUUAUACUCCCACUGCCCUCCACACCCUGGCGUCAGCAAAGAAGACUUAGGAGAGGUGGAGAUCACGCUGGGGAAAGUUCAGAGUUCUUCACCUUCAUUUUGGUGGCGUGGGCACACAGCGUUACAUAGAAGAAAACGCUCCCUUUGCUUUACAUGGACAGCGGCACUUGACUGACCUUUCCUUUCAACAACCAUGAAAUUCGCUACCAUGGAAAGGGAACAGGAAUUGUAGAAAAGUGAAGGACUAACGUUUUCGAAUUUUGUCUAAACGUUUAACUGUGAAUGUUAAGCUGCAUUUCAUAAAUACAAAACAAUAAAAGUAUCACAGCCAAAUGGUGGCUAUUUUUUAGGAAUAGGGAGAAGAAAGAAGGUGAGAGCUGAGAAAAAGAAUGAAAGAAACAAAUGGCUACUGCAAAAGGGAGCGCCAGAGCCUGAAGACCAAGGGGAAGGCACAGAGGAAGAUAGUUGGAGAAAGCAGAGGGAAAAGAGGGAGAUGAAGAGCUAGACCUUGUUAUGGGUUUGACCCUUCAGCUGGGAAUAGCACAUUUUACAUACCUCAAAUACGCCCCACAUUUCUUGGGUUUGGGGGUGAGUGGAUGAUUACAAUGUUACCACAUCUGGGAGACACUCUCUGACCAGCAAAUGCACAUGGCGCCCUUCAAUCCGGCUCUUAACUUGCUCUGUUCAUUCUUCUUCAUUACCCUUAGCAUAACUGACAUGAAUUUGCAUAUUGCUGGUUUCCUCUUCCCAUUCUCCAGGCUCUAAGCUCUAUUGGGCAGAGUUCGUCCUUUUUGCUGCUGACUCCCCAAUGCCUAAGGCUGUUCCAGACACACAGUAGGCUCUCAGGAUUUACAGCAAUCAUAACGAGUUAAAGUACACAUAUAACAACAGGGACAGGGGCCAGAGGUGAGUUGUUGCAAUGGCUCAAAAGAAUGAGAGACAGCAUUCCUGAGUCUCACUUUCCACAUCUACACAACAAAAAUAAUAGUAUACUACUUCUUAGAGCUAUUUUAGGAUUAAGUAAUAUAAUUCAUGCAAAGCUCUUAAAUCAGUCUUGAAAUAAUUUUGUAAGUGCUUAGCCAAUGUUAACAAGUAUUAGAUUUCUUUAGUCAUUGAAUUAAAAUGAAAUCAGAAGGGCCAAUUCUCUUCAGGUUAGAAACUAAAAGAAGAAAAUGCAAGCCUUUGAACUGCUUGAUUCCACCUGUGGAAGGAUAACUGGAGGAUUUGAAACAAAGACCUUAUUGUCCAGGUUUCUCUUUACUGGUUUGAGUCAUUAUGUGUUCAUGCUAAAAAUGACUAAAGUGUAGGUAAUAUUGGAGCAGAGACUCAUUAUACAAGCACACGUAAAAAACAAAACAAAACAAAACAAUCUUUCUUGUACAUCAAAUAGUAAGGCUGAUGGCAAAAUGGCACCUAACAAACCCUUUUUAUUUCUUCAGUUGGGGAGAGAUAUGAACGCAGAGAAGAAAUGAAUGUAAACAGUAACUGAAAAGUGAAUCAGCCAUAGAAUUAUGAAGUAUGAAAAGUGAUCUGCCUGAGAAGGAUUGAUUAGUAUGCAUAUUCUGCCCGAAUUUAACCCAUCCUGGUUUGGUGUUCACGGAUUCAUUAGAAGGAGAGCCUUAGCGAAGAAGAAGAAACUAAACAGUGUUCUAGCAUUUUCGUUUUAUUUGUUGUUUUAAUUAUGAAAAUAGAAUUUACUGCUGUUACAGGCCUACAGAGAAUCAUUAUUUACCAUGGACUAUGUUUGCUGGAGAAGUCUAAAUGAGGAGGGCAAAAAGUCUGUAAAUGAGAUGUUAGGAUCAAUAAAAUUUGUGGAGAAGUCCACAUUCCUUGUUGAC
Panthera uncia (snow leopard) is the source of this 2318-nucleotide messenger RNA. Its product is annotated as histone H2B type 1-A. The transcript is spliced from 2 exons. The record is from RefSeq and is a predicted model, not a curated record. Lineage: Eukaryota; Metazoa; Chordata; Mammalia; Carnivora; Felidae. Bases 59 to 442 code for a protein of 127 amino acids. Gene Ontology annotation, molecular function: DNA binding; protein heterodimerization activity; structural constituent of chromatin. Gene Ontology annotation, cellular component: nucleosome.